UUUAGGCUUAUUAACACUAUUCAACUUCUUUAUUCACUUUUUCUUUUCCUUAUUGUUUCAAUUAUCUCCAUUCCUUUAAGAUAUACAAUAAACUUUUUUUUUUGUGUGUGUAUUCACUCCCUUUACCACGCUUCUUUUUUUCUUUUAAUUUUUUCUUUAUAACUCAAUUAUAUAUUAUUUAAAAAUGAUUCAACAUCUUUCUUUAAUACUCACUUUAGUUUCGAUUGUAUUCGCUCAACAAAGUCAAUUAUUACCAGCAACAGCUACAGUAGCUCAACAACCUCUUUCAACUACAGAGGUAUCUACAGAUGGAUUUAAUUCUACAUCCAAUAACCUAAAUACACCUCAAGAAAGUUGGCUUCAAAAGAACCAUAGGUAUGUCUUUAUUAUCGUCCUUGUAUUGCUAUUCUUGGCCAUCUUUACAUGGUAUAUCAUUAAAAGUGUUUGUGGUAUGCGUAAGAGAUUAGCAGCAGAAAAUCAGAAUCAUAUCAUAAUGACUCAAAAUGCCUCUGGUGUUAGUCAAUUAUUCUCGGAGAAGGUCUCUGUGGUAAAUGAUGGAUUUUAUAAAAUGCCUGAUUAUCCAGGGAACCAACAACAGCAACAACAACAAUAUAUGCAUCGAUAUUAAUAAAUUUAGUUUAUACAAAAAAAAAA
Cokeromyces recurvatus is the source of this 654-nucleotide messenger RNA. RefSeq lists its product as uncharacterized. Bases 185 to 628 code for a protein of 147 amino acids. The record is from RefSeq and is a predicted model, not a curated record. The transcript has a single exon. Lineage: Eukaryota; Fungi; Mucoromycota; Mucoromycetes; Mucorales; Mucoraceae.